AUGGAAAAAAUCAACGCCAUGAUCUUAAAAACGGCCAUCAAAGCCAUACCAUUGCUUACUCAGGACAACUACUCUAUGUGGAACUCUCAAAUGAUGAACUUCCUUGAACUUCAAAAACUCAAAGACACUUUUUUCAAAGAAGACAUGGAAAAUAUUACUGGCAACGAUGAACUACAAGCUUGA
Molecule: messenger RNA, 183 nt
Organism: Puccinia graminis f. sp. tritici CRL 75-36-700-3
Lineage: Eukaryota; Fungi; Basidiomycota; Pucciniomycetes; Pucciniales; Pucciniaceae
Exons: 1
Coding region: 1-183 (60 amino acids)
Source: RefSeq, a predicted model, not a curated record